Messenger RNA from Amborella trichopoda, 1611 nucleotides. It is a transcript of the gene PMP, whose product is annotated as putative type 1 membrane protein. NCBI's taxonomy places the organism in Eukaryota, Viridiplantae, Streptophyta, Magnoliopsida, Amborellales, Amborellaceae. Gene Ontology annotation, cellular component: endomembrane system. The record is from RefSeq and is a predicted model, not a curated record.
CUUACUUUAAUUGUGUAGAGCCUCGGCCCAAUACAAACUGCACCCUUGCACCUCACUCUCAUAUUUCCCGGUUGGGUACUUAUAUUCAUCGACACAUAUUCAAGUCCUCCCCAAUUCCCCGCUGAAUACUUGGGAGGUUGUUCUCGAUUCGUCAAUGGCUUCUUCCACAUGGAUCAAGCUACACUUAAUGCUAUCAUUACUCACUCUCUCUCUACCAAUUUAUGCACAUGGGAGUGGUUCAAUCUUGUUCAUAGAUAGCCCCAAGCAUCCAUAUUUGAGAAGAGAUUCUUUGGAUAACGAGGGCCAGAUUUCCAAGUGGAUUAUUGAUAGGCACUUUGCUUUGUGGAUUACUCAUGGGAUUUUGUUGCAGACCAAUCUCAUGACAUCUUCUGAUGUUGCUGCUGCUAUAUCAAUAUCACUUGGUUAUGCGCCAUCCCUGUCCCUUGAAUCCUUCUCAACUUCCAAGGUGGAUGAGAUCCUGCUGCCCAACCCAUUUGAUAGGCCACGUGCUGUUUUUGCCCUCGAAGUCAGAGGAACUGAAGAUUUGUCACCACUGAUUGAUUCCAUAAAAGCCCAAACUGGUAUUUUUUACCACAGCAGGACCUCCUCUGAGCUUAGUGAUGCUAAAAUUGAACUCCCGGAUGAUGAAGUGAUUGUAGUGUCAUUGGAUGAUCAAGACAUGGAAUGUGAUGCAGCUUGUGUUGAGCAGAGAUUAUACAGUCUUGCAGAUUUAGUUGGGGGAUCAUAUCAUGGAACUCAUGAACCAUUGAAAGGGAGGCUGAUUAUUCCUUUGGCUAACGAUGCCUCCCUGACCCUUCAUAUGUCAGAGAAGGCUGAACAGGCAUUUGUGAUGGAUCUAAUUUCUCUUGUCCAGAAUGUAAAAAGAGCAGGAGAGAUUCAUUUCGAUUUUUCCCACAACACGAUCUAUCCUGCAGAAUUACUACUGGGCUGUUUUACUGGCAUUGAGGCUCUGCAACAGCACUAUGGUCAAGGAAUUAUAACUAAGCAAGCAAUGGAGGUGUUGCAUAUUGUGUUUUCCAAGUUAUUUGAUUCACUACAAUCAUCUUUUCAAGGGCAUAUUAUAGCAACACUCAUUAUCCAUGAGAAGCGCGAUCCUGCAUCUAAACCAAUAUUGGGGUUGAAGUCCUCCUUUCAAGAUCGAAGGUGGUUGGAGGAGGCUGCUCCAACAAAUGUGACUGCAAUAGCAGAGGUGCUAUUGGUUCGGAGUAGUCUAGCUUGGAUAACAGGAGUUAUUCUCGUCAUAUCAACUCUCAUUGGGCUUUACUUCAUGUUCAACAUGCCUAUUACAAGGGACACCCUUCUUUACUCCAACGUUAAGCUAGACUGAAUGGCUUCUCUCAAUUCUUCGGAAUUUUAAGGUAUCGGUUCCCAUGCUCUCACGGGUGAUCGCUUCUGCUGUCGUGUUUUAUAUUACGUAAAAGCAUAUUCAUUCUAGAUGGGGAGGCUGUAAAUUUAGGGUUUCAUAUUUUUGUAUUUUAAUAAGUAUUGUUUCCUUGGAAUGGUGAUGUUUCUCAGGAUUCAUGAGAAUCUAUGUACUUGGAUGUAAUUUUUUGGCAAAACAGAGUUACCCCCCUUUGUUUCUCUGAUCAA